AUGUCGCUAGUGGAAGGAGGGGGCGAUGACUAUACGCAAGACGGAACCGUCGAUCUCCGUGGAAACCCUGCCUGUCGAUCCAAGCGAGGCGGAUGGACCGCCUGCUCCUUUAUCGUUGUGUAUGAAGUCUUCGAGAGGAUGGCAUACUACGGAAUUUCAUCCAACCUCAUCAUGUACUUGACCAAGAAGCUUCACCAAGGCACGGUCGAGUCGGCCAACCACGUCACCAACUGGGUCGGCACCAUUUGGCUGACUCCCAUCCUCGGCGCGUACAUCGCAGACGCCCAUCUCGGCCGUUACUGGACCUUCAUCAUUGCGUCGGCCAUCUAUUUUGCGGGCAUGUCGGUGUUGACCCUGGCCGUCUCGCUUCCCGGACUGAAACCGCCUCCGUGCUCGGAAGCCAGCGUCAACAAUUGCAAGGAGGCCUCCACAUUGCAACUCGCCGUCUUCUAUGGUGCGCUGUACACGCUGGCGGUCGGGACCGGUGGGACCAAGCCCAACAUCUCGACAAUCGGUGCGGACCAGUUCGAUGACUUCGACACGAAGGAGAAGGCCAACAAGCUCUCCUUCUUCAACUGGUGGAUGUUCAGCAUCUUCUUUGGGACCUUCUUUUCCAACACCAUCCUUGUGUAUAUCCAGGACAAUGUGGGCUGGGCUCUCGGGUAUGGGCUUCCAACCCUUGGGCUUGCGGUUGCGAUUGUGAUCUUCCUCAUAGGCACCCCUAGAUACCGGCACCGGGUGCCUGCAAGCAGCCCGUUCACGAGGAUGGCCCAGGUCAUCGCAGCCGCUGUGAGGAAGUGGAAGGUGCAGGUCCCGAGCGAUCCAAGGGAGCUUCAUGAGCUCGACCCACAAGAGUAUGUUAGCAAGGGGAAAUUCAGGAUCGACUCGACACCAACCUUGAGAUUCUUGAACAAAGCAUGCGUCCAAACUGGCUCGACUUCUCCGUGGAAACUAUGCUCGGUCACCCAAGUCGAGGAGACAAAACAAAUGUUGCGGAUGAUCCCGAUCCUGACCGCGACUUUCGUCCCGAGCUGCAUGAUAGCUCAAGUCAAUACCCUCUUCGUCAAGCAAGGAACUACCUUAGACAGAAGCAUCGGCAGCUUCAAGAUCCCCCCGGCAAGUCUAGCCGGAUUCAUGACCAUAUCAAUGCUUGUGUGCAUCGUGGUGUACGACCGCAUCUUCGUCAAGGUCAUGCGAAGAUGGACAAAGAACCCGAGAGGCAUCAGCCUUCUUCACAGGAUGGGGAUCGGCCUUCUCCUCCACAUCAUGGUCAUGAGUGUGGCAUCGUUCACCGAGAGAUGGAGGAUCCGAGUGGCUAGGGAACACGAUUUAGUCGAAUCGGGAGGACAAAUCCCGGUGACGAUCUUCAUUCUGCUUCCUCAAUUCGUGCUCAUGGGAAUGGCCGACGCAUUCCUGGAAGUAGCGAAGAUCGAGUUCUUCUACGACCAAGCGCCGGAGAGCAUGAAGAGUCUGGGCACGUCUUAUUCAUCGAUCACUUUGGGUAUCGGGAACUUCCUCAGCAGCUUCCUUCUAUCGACGGUCUCGCACCUCACCAAGAGGCACGGCCACCACGGGUGGAUACUAAACAACCUGAAUGCGUCGCACCUUGACCAUUACUAUGCCUUCUUUGCAGUGCUCAACCUCCUGAAUUUUGCAUUCUUUCUGUUCGUGGCAAAGCUCUAUGUGUAUCGCGCGGAAGUCUCGGAUUCGAUGGUGGUGCUCAAGGAAGAACUGAAAGUACAUAACCUGGAGGCCGCGGUGCCAUAG
This is a messenger RNA of Eucalyptus grandis, 1767 nucleotides long. Its product is annotated as protein NRT1/ PTR FAMILY 5.2-like. Gene Ontology annotation, biological process: dipeptide transport; transmembrane transport. The record is from RefSeq and is a predicted model, not a curated record. Gene Ontology annotation, molecular function: dipeptide transmembrane transporter activity; tripeptide transmembrane transporter activity. The transcript is spliced from 4 exons. Gene Ontology annotation, cellular component: membrane. Lineage: Eukaryota; Viridiplantae; Streptophyta; Magnoliopsida; Myrtales; Myrtaceae. The coding region runs from base 1 to 1767 and encodes 588 amino acids.